Molecule: messenger RNA, 1349 nt
Organism: Caenorhabditis elegans
Lineage: Eukaryota; Metazoa; Nematoda; Chromadorea; Rhabditida; Rhabditidae
Gene: chil-18
Product: GH18 domain-containing protein
Exons: 3
Coding region: 12-1301 (429 amino acids)
Biological process (GO): carbohydrate metabolic process
Molecular function (GO): chitin binding
Source: RefSeq, marked reviewed
AGCCAAAAACAAUGGCUGCUAAACAUGAAUAUAAUAAAUUAAGUCUAGUACAUCUUCCCAGAAAAGAAGUACAUUCCGAAAAAAGAAUUCCGUCGAUUUUAACAAGAACGAUCGCUGUUCUAUUUGUUUUUGCACUUCUUGCACUCGUUUCCAUUGGUUCAGAAGGUGUUCCACAAUUAAGAAAUUCAAGAGAUUUGACAAAAUCUCCAUGCAAGAAACGAGUCGUUGGAUACUAUUCUGAAUGGGAAGGAACUGAGAUAACAAGAAGUCAAUUGGGCAAGCUGACACAUGCUGUUUUUGCUUUUAUUCAUAUGGACUCUGAGGGGAAACUUCAGUUUAAGACAAAUCAGAAGGAGAGGUUUGAGAAAUUAAAGACGGCUGUAAAGAAUGCAAACUCUGACACUAAAGUUAUGAUUUCAAUUGGCGGAGAUCACAACAGUGAAAACUUUGGUUCUGUUUUGUCUGACUCAGAGAAAAAAUCAAUGUUUAUUGAUUCCAUAGCAAGAUUUAUUCGACAGCAUAAAAUCCACGGAGUUGAUAUUUACUGGAAAUGGCUUGGCAAUUCUGAAACUGAGCAUCACGAUUUUCCAUCAUUCUUGAAAGAUCUUAAGGAAAAGUUGAAGACAGUUCGAGACGAUUCAAUCAUAUCAAUUGUGGCCCCACAGGCUAAGAUGGAUCGUCGUCAUGAUGGUUAUAAAUUUGAUGAUUUUAUGGAGUAUAUUGACUUUGUUAAUGUAUUCUCUAUGGAUUACUAUGGACCAUGGCCAAACCAAUGGGGAACUCCUACAGGACCAUCUGCACCGUUGUAUGGAGGAAUCGGAGUAAAGAAACACUUUAACGUGGACUCUACAAUGAAAUACUAUACUUGUAUGACAGAAGAUCCAAGUAAAUUCAAUAUGGUCAUUCCAUUUUAUGUAAGACUCUGGAAAAAUGUGAAGGAACCAAUCUCCAGUGGAACAGAAGUAUUCCGAAGAGCCGAUCUGAAAAAUGGUGCAGCCGUAGGUAACAGUUACAUGUCGCGAUGGACGGUAGAUCAUGAAGGUUGGGAAUUGACACCAGCAUUGUGGGAUGAUGUUACAAAGACUCCUUAUGUCUGGAAUCAGGAAACCGGAAACUUUUUAACUUUUGAAAAUAAGAAAAGUAUUGAAGCUAAACUUGCGUAUGCAAUAGAGCAUAAUUUGGGAGGAGUUUGGAUUCAUUUGGUGGAUAAGGAUAAUGAAAACGAAGAACUUCUGAGAGCAGUUGCAUCAAAAAAAUUUUGUGCAUCAGAAAGUGAAAAUAAAGUGACAUACGACUGUUAAACAAUUUAUAUAUUUUUUUAAAUUUUUUUGUUACAAAAGAAUGAAACU